This is a messenger RNA of Westerdykella ornata, 879 nucleotides long. RefSeq lists its product as uncharacterized. The record is from RefSeq and is a predicted model, not a curated record. Gene Ontology annotation, cellular component: membrane. The coding region runs from base 1 to 879 and encodes 292 amino acids. The transcript is spliced from 3 exons. NCBI's taxonomy places the organism in Eukaryota, Fungi, Ascomycota, Dothideomycetes, Pleosporales, Sporormiaceae.
AUGUACGGCCUCAAAGGCGGCACCGUCGCCAUCCCCUCGUGGAUUCUCAUUUUCCGCUGGGGGCAGCUGUUCUUCGCCAUCUUGGCUCUAGCCAUGUGCGCGUACUCGCUGUCUGUCUACGGUGGAGGACCUCUCCAACCCCCUCUAAUCUCCACAAUCAUCAUCUCAGGCCUAACCCUCGUCCCCAUCCUGCUCUUCACCACUCCUCUGCACCUUGCCCAACGCAAAAUGUACGAUCCGCGCAUCGCUCUGCUGAUGGAUGGCUUCGCGGCGUUGUACUGGCUCGCAACGUUUGCGGCGCUGGCAUCUUACCAGCACAUCUUCCGAGACUGGGGACGUAGGUUCGAUAGGUUUGUUUUCGCCGAGGCAGAGGUUUGCUGGGAAUGCAGGAGGGCGUGGAGGACGGGACUUGCGGCUACGGUGUUUUCCGCCGUGAACUUCGUUCUAUUCACCCUCACAACCCUCGCCUUCCUCUACUACUACCAUUUCCACAACGCCGGCGUCCCCGCCCCUGGUAUCCGUCACAGUGACCGCGGCGCAGCCGCCGAAGCAGCAAUGUCGGACAAAUACUCUGGAACCUCUCCCACAACGACAACCACCACGACCGCUGGAGCCGCAGGGUUUGCUCACCUUCAAUCUCAUCACCCGGGACAGAAUAUCGACAAUCGGUACGACCAGUACGCUGGCCCGGGAGCAGGGCCGUAUGAGCAAUCUGGCGGAUAUGGUGCCGGGAGUUACAGAAAUGAGGGAUUGGGCGUGGGGGAAGUACCGCAGCGUCAUGUUCAACCGCCGCUGUCACCAAAUAAGCGUGAGGAGGGGGAGAUGGAAGAUGUACCGACUCCGGCUGUGGGAGCUGGAGGUGAUAGGUGCGGUGGUUAG